Messenger RNA from Clupea harengus (Atlantic herring), 2075 nucleotides. RefSeq names its product ceramide synthase 5 (gene cers5). NCBI's taxonomy places the organism in Eukaryota, Metazoa, Chordata, Actinopteri, Clupeiformes, Clupeidae. Gene Ontology annotation, molecular function: sphingosine N-acyltransferase activity; DNA binding. Gene Ontology annotation, cellular component: membrane. Gene Ontology annotation, biological process: ceramide biosynthetic process. The record is from RefSeq and is a predicted model, not a curated record.
UCUUUUUUCCCCUCGUUUUUCUUUGGGUAGCAACUCCUCUGGCUUCUCAGCAUUCCGUUUUUCUUAACAUGGCUGCUAUUUACGCCUGGUUUUGGAACGAAAGGUUUUGGCUUCCGAAUAAUGUGACUUGGGCGGAUUUGGCGGACCCAGCGCCAGGAGUGGAGUAUCCCAAAGCCCGACAUUUGCUCUCUGCUUUGCCUUUGGCCUUGGGAAUCUUCGCUGUCAGAAUACUUUUCGAGAGGUUCAUAGCAGGACCGUGUGCAGCCAUAGUACAUAUCCAGGCAGAGACGGUUCGGAGAGCCCAGCCCAAUGCAGUCCUUGAGAAGGUGUUUACAUCCAUUACAAAGAGUCCAGACUCACGACACCUAGAUGGUCUGUCGAAGCAGCUGGACUGGGAAGUCCGGAAGAUCCAGCGCUGGUUCCGGCAGCGCAGGAACCAGGACAAGCCCAGCAUACACACUAAGUUCUGUGAGAGCAUGUGGAGGUUCAUCUUUUAUCUGUUCAUAUUUUCAUGGGGGAUUCAGUAUCUAUGGCAGACUCCUUGGAUGUGGGACACUCGGAUAUGCUGGUUCAACUACCCCUUUACGAUCCUCACUCCUUGGAUGUUUCAGUACUACACGAUAGAGCUGGCAUUCUACUGGUCCCUAAUGUUCUCCCAGUUCAUUGACAUCAAGAGGAAGGACUUCCUCAUUAUGUUUGUCCACCACCUGGCCACCAUCAUCCUCAUCAGCUUCUCCUACAUCACCAACAUGGUGAAUGCGGGCAGCCUGAUCAUGCUUGCGCACGACUCCUCAGACUUCCUGCUGGAGGCUGCCAAACUGGCCAACUAUGCCAAAUAUCAGCGGGUCUGCGACUUCCUGUUUGUGGUGUUUGGGAUAUGCUUCUUUGUCACGCGACUCAUCAUCUUCCCAUUCUGGCUCAUAUACACGACCAUGAUUGAGAGCGUGGAGAUCAUAGGGCCAUACCCAACCUGGUGGGUCUUUACUGGCCUGCUGCUGGUCCUGCAGGUGCUGCACAUCUUCUGGUCCUACCUCAUCGCCCGCAUCGCCCUCAAAGCCCUCAUGCGCGGGAAGGUUGCGAAGGAUGUGCGCAGCGACAUUGAGAGCAGCUCUGAUGAGGAGACGGAUGCGAGCAAAGAGCGCAACCGGGAGCGGGAACGGGAACGGACAAGCUCCCUCAAGCACACUACCUCGCAUAAGGGCGAGAACGGCACCAAUGGCCACUUCACCGGAACCAAAGCCUGGGGCCAGAACCACAACAGCUGAUGACCACGAUGACGACGACCAAAGGCGGCUGGGGCCUCCCCUCCACUCCUCUCCUCAUGACUUCAGCCUGUUCAAUGGCUUCUCCUCCUUGACUCCCUCGCUCCCUUGCUGCCUGACUAAAUGUCCUGCUGUGGCCUCCCACACCUGUGCCUGACCACUGUCCUCUCCUCCUCCUCAUAGACUGGUGCUGAAGGACAGCAGGCAGGGAUAUAUGGACACUAAAGUGAUGUUUGUGUGCAUACAUUGUGAAUACCAAAACAUAAGGAGGGAUGAAGGUCUGAAUGAAAGGAGAUGGAAAAGAGAUUAAACCAGAGAUUUUGCAUUCUGACGUAUCGGGCGUAAACUGUGUUCUGCUCCUCACCGUUCCGGUGUCUUCACGUUUUACUGAAGGCCAGGAGAAUUAAGAUGUCUACUUCCAGUUUUACUGUUUGGCUGUACUUGACUUAUUUACUUUUGUUUUUAAAUAUGAAUAUUUCAUGGUUCCGUUUCUGUUUGAGUUGUUUCUGGUCUAUUCUGCUUUUUGAAUUUUUAUGUAGAGAUAAAAUAGGUUUAUUAAAGUGUCAUUGAUCACCUGCAUGUUGUGAAACAAAAGUAUUCAUGUUUGUCAGUUAGUACACUUGAUGUCAUCCUUUCUGCUUGUGGAGAAGCACACCCUAAAUAUACAGUGGCGCUGCAAAGUUUGUGAACCCCUGCAUUAUGAACACCUGCAUGGAUAUGACCGAACUUGUGAUCAGCUCUUCUUCUAAGUCAUCAACUUGAUCAAGAGAAGCCAAUUGAAUAUUUAUCCACAAAUAAAUGUGUACUUAUUUA